AUGGAAAGCCCGGUAGUGGAUGUAGUGGAGGGAAAAAUAUCUGGAAAACAUUGCAAAACUUCAAACAAUACAGAUUUUUAUACUUUCAAGAGUAUUCCAUAUGCUAAACCACCAGUAGGAGUUUUGAGAUUUGCAGCACCACAGCCACCUGAACCAUGGGAAGGAGUAAGAGAUGGCACAAAAGAUUGUAAUAUCUGUGCCCAACUUGAUAGAGAAUCAUUUCAAGUUGUGGGCGAUGAGGAUUGCCUGUAUUUAAAUGUAUCAACUCCUAGUUUGCCUAAAGCCGACCUACCGCCGCUUCCUGUUAUGGUUUUCAUCCAUGGAGGUGGUUUUCUCUUCGGCAGUGGUACUGAUGACUCUGUACAUGGUCCGGAUUAUUUAGUUGAGAAGAAUGUUGUAGUUGUUACUCUUAAUUAUAGACUUGGCAUUCUUGGUUUUCUCUCACUUGGCUGUAAGGAAGCCCCUGGUAAUAUGGGUUUGAAGGAUCAAGUGCAGGCAUUGAUAUGGAUAAAAAAUAAUAUUAAAAACUUCAAUGGUGAUCCCAAUAACGUCACUAUAUUUGGUGUGAGCGCUGGCGGGGCGUCCGUGGAAUUGCAGAUGUUGUCGCCAAUGUCCAAAGGAUUAUUCCACAAGGCCAUAGCUCAAUCUGGAUCAUCACUGCUACAUUGGUCACAGAAUAAUAACAUAAAAGAAUUGGUGCUAAAAUUCCCUAUUAUUAAGAAGAAAAAUAUUAAUGAUAACCAAGAUCUGGUGCAACUUUUAAAGAAUCUAUCUACAAAAGAUUUGAUUACUAUGUCAAUGUUAGUGAUAGGUUUAGAGAACUCAAAAGGUGGACUUAACUUUGGUUUUGUUCCUACUGUUGAGGAAGAUGGAGAUUGGGAACCAUUCCUUACAAAAUCUCCAUAUGAUCUGCUAAAACAAGGAGAAAUACAUAAAGUGCCCUAUAUGAUAGGUUACUGUGAUCGUGAAGGCUUACUAAUGAUGUAUUCAAUUCACAAAGCUACAUUUGAUACAUUAGUAAAAGAGAAAAACUUUUUGUCCCUAUUACCAUUUGAUAUAGACAAUUCACAAAAAACUGAAUUACAAACUAAAUUAAAAAAUAUUUAUCUAGAAGGUGUUAACAAAUACAAUGAAAGUGACUUCUAUGCAAUAGAUUUCUUUUCUGAUGUUGACUUCUGCGGUGGCAUAUUUGUAUCUGCAGCAUUAAUUUCAAAACAUGUUUCUCCGUUGUACUUUUAUGAGUUCUCAUAUGAUGGGAACUUGAAUUAUUUGAAGAAAAAGUUGAAUAUCAAUAGGAAAGGCGCCUGUCACGGCGAUGAGGGUGGUUAUUUAGUUAAAUCUGGUUUAUUACAAGGAGAUGUAACUGACACAGAUAGAUUAGUGAGAGAGAGAAUGUGUACAAUGUGGACUAAUUUCGCUAAAUUCGGAGAUCCAACACCUGAAAUCGAUGAAGUUAUAACAACAACUUGGGAACCAUUAGCAGAGAAUGGUUUCAACUGUUUAAUGAUUAAUGACAAAUUAACAAUGAAUGAGGACGCACGGACGGAAAGAACAAAACUAUUUGAUGAAUUAUUUAGUAAAUAUUCCGAACAUUAA
This is a messenger RNA of Danaus chrysippus (African queen), 1596 nucleotides long. The record is from the annotation of a GenBank genome assembly. NCBI's taxonomy places the organism in Eukaryota, Metazoa, Arthropoda, Insecta, Lepidoptera, Nymphalidae.